CAUAGUAAAACUCACUGAUUCUUUUCCUUCUAUUCCAACAUUAAAUCAGCGUUAUUGUGCUGUGAUUUUACACACACACUUUUCAUGUGUGUUAUUUAUUCAGGUUGCUGAUCAGUGAAAGCUUUCUGUUUUCAUUUCUCUCGACAGGAGGCCAGAGAUCGGUCCGGUUUGAAGAGAUCCUCUCAAGAUGUUGCCCCAACACCUGAAGCAGAUCCGAGUUCUCGUCCUCAACGAGAAGGAGAACUUGGAGAGGACUCUGUUCAGGCUGGAACAAGGCUUCGAGCUGCAGUUCCGUCUGGGCCCGAGCCUCCAGGGGAAGAGAGUCAUCGUCCACACCAACUACCCCCUCGACGGGCAGCCGUUCGUACGGAGCAACUUCCGCGCUCUGGCGUGGAACUACCCAACGGGGAGGGAGGAUGACUCCGACAAAUUCUGCUCUCUGGACCUCAAGAUUGCCGGCUCCUACCAGUACUACUUCGGAUUCCCAAACAUCGAUCGUUCAGGCGGGGGCUACUUCGUGGUGGACCCGGUUCUUCGGGUGGGGGCCGAUAACCACGUCCUCCCGCUAGACUGCAUCACCAUCCAGACGUACCUGUCCAAGUGCCUGGGCCACCUGGACGACUGGCCGGACAGGCUGAGGGUGGCCAAGGAGUCGGGAUACAACAUGAUCCACUUCACUCCUCUUCAGACUCUGGGAGAGUCUCGCUCCUGUUACUCCCUGGCCGACCAGCUGACCUUCAGCCCGGAGUACAGCCCCGAGGGCCAGAGCUACACCUGGGAGGACGUGGGCGCUCUGGUGGAGAAGCUGAAGACGGAGUGGAACAUGGCCUGCAUCACCGACGUGGUGUACAAUCACACCGCUGCGAACAGCCCGUGGAUUACAGAGCAUCCGGAGUGCGGAUACAACCUGGUGAACUCGCCUCACCUGCGACCCGCCUGGGUGUUGGACCGAGCCCUGUGGCAUCUGACCACCAGGGUCGCGGAGGGCCGCUACAAAGCCAAAGGUCUCCCUGCAGAGAUCAGCGAGGAGAGCCACCUCAAUGCCAUUCGCAGCGUCAUGUGGCAGGACGUGUUUCCUCAGAUCAAACUCUGGGAGUUCUUCCAGGUCAAAGUGGACAGCGCCGUGGAGCAGUUCAGAACGCUGCUGCAGAAAGGUACAAAGCCAGACCAGAGCAAAACCGAAGGGAAGAAAGGUCUGAAAAUCAUCCAGGACCCAGAGUAUCGGCGGUUUGGCAACACGGUGGACAUGGACUCUGCUCUGGAGACGUUUGUGCCUCACAGCUCGUCCUCGCAGCACAUCGACGAGUGCUGCGGCUGGCUGAGGCAGAGGGUGAACGAGCUGAACGAGGAGCAGCGGAACGUCGUCAACCAGCAUCAGGAGCAGGCCAUCAACUGCCUUUUGGGAAACGUCUUGUAUGAACGUCUGGCCGGUCACGGCCCCAAACUGGGUCCUGUCACGCGCAAAGACCCUCUGGUCACCAGGUAUUUCACCUUCCCCUAUGAGGACAUGACUCUGGAGCAGGAGAUGAAGCUGCUGGACCAGCCGGACAAGAUGUCUCACUUCCUGGCUCACAACGGCUGGGUCAUGGGCGACGACCCGCUGCGCAACUUCGCCGAGCCGGGCUCCAACGUGUACCUGCGCCGCGAGCUGAUCUGCUGGGGCGACAGCGUCAAGCUGCGCUACGGCGGCGGGCCCGAGGACUGCCCCUACCUGUGGGCCCACAUGCGGAAGUACACCGAGAUCACGGCCCAGUACUUCCACGGCGUCCGGCUGGACAACUGCCACUCCACGCCGUUACACGUGGCCGAGUUCAUGCUGGACGUGGCCAGAGGAGUGUGUCCUAACCUGUAUGUGGUGGCCGAGCUGUUCACCGGCAGCGAGGAGCUGGAUAAUAUCUUUGUUACCAAGCUAGGGAUCUCAUCACUCAUACGAGAGGCCAUGUCAGCGGGCGACAGUCACGAGGAGGGCCGCCUGGUCUACCGCUACGGCGGCGAGCCGGUGGGAGCGUUCGUCCAGCCCAGCCUGCGCCCGCUCUUCCCCUCCAUCGCCCACGCCAUGUUCCUGGACGUGACCCACGACAACGAGUGUCCCAUCCAGCUGCGCUCGGCGCUGGACUCCCUUCCCAGCUCGGCCAUCGUCUCCAUGGCCUGCUGCGCCACCGGCUCCACCCGAGGCUACGACGAGCUGGUGCCACAUCAGAUCUCAGUGGUGAAGGAGGAGCGGUUUUACCCCAAGUGGAACCCGGCAGCAGUGCCCACCAGUAAAGGUGAAGCGGGCGUCCAGACGGGCAUCAUCGCAGGGAAGCUGGCGCUGAACAAACUGCACCAGGAGCUGGCCUCGCAGGGGUUCAUGCAGGUGUUUGUGGACCAGGUGGACGCAGACAUCGUCGCGAUCACCCGUCACUGCCCCAGCACGCACCAGUCGGUGGUGGCGGUCAGCAGGACGGCCUUCUGGAACCCCAAAACCCACGAGUACGGCGCCAACGUCCCGCCCAUGUUCAUCCCCGGUAAGAUCGAGGAGGUGGUGCUGGAGGCGCGCACCGUGGAACGACUGGCUGGGAGCUACGAGAAGGACGAGAGCUUCAUCAACGGCAUGCCGGAGUACACCGUGGAGAUCAAGGAGCACAUCCCGCUGGAGCAGAGCACCCUGGUCAAGAAGUCCGACGUGACUUCCAAAGGCCGAUCGGAGUUCGUGCAGGAGAUCACCUUCCAGAAGCUGACGCCGGGCAGCGUCAUCGCCUUCAGGGUCAGUCUGGACCCCAAAGCCCAGAAGCUGGUGGGCGUUCUGAGGUACUACCUGUCCCAGUUCAGCCCCAAGUACCGCAGAGGCAGCGUGGCGGACGACAACCCGCCGGAGGCGCUGCAGAAGCCGCUCUCACAGCUGAUGGCCAAGCUGACGUUGGCCGAGCUGAACAUCCUGCUGUUCCGGUGCGACUCGGAGGAGCAGGAGGACGGCGGAGGAUGCUACAGCAUCCCCGGCUGGGAGAGCCUCAAAUACGCAGGACUGCAAGGUCUGAUAUCCGUGUUGGCUCAGAUCCGUCCGAACAACGACCUGGGACACCCGGUGUGCGCCAACCUCCGGCAGGGAGACUGGCUCAUCGACUUCGUCUCCAACAGGCUGAUCAAUAAGGAGGGCACACUGGCGCAGGUGGGUCAGUGGCUGGCGGCCAUGUUUACCUACCUGAAACACUUCCCACGCUACCUCAUCCCCUGCUACUUCGACGCCAUCCUGGUGUCCACCUACACCACAGCGCUGGACGCCACCUACAAGCUCAUGUCCAGUUUCGUCCAGAACGGCUCGAGCUUCGUCCGCCACCUGGCGCUGGGUUCGGUGCAGAUGUGCGGCGUUGGCCGCUUCCCCGCUCUGCCUCCUCUGUCCAGCAAACUGGAGGACGUCCCGCAGCGCGUCAACCCGGCCACCGGGCUGAAGGAGCAGUGCUGCGUCUCCAUGGCUGCAGGCCUGCCUCAUUUCUCCGCCGGGAUCUUCCGCUGCUGGGGCAGAGACACCUUCAUCGCCCUGAGAGGACUGAUGCUGAUCACCGGGAGAUACGCCGAGGCUCGUAACAUCAUCCUGGCCUUCGCCGGGACGCUGCGCCACGGUUUGAUCCCCAACCUGCUGGGAGAGGGCCGCUGUGCCCGCUACAACUGCCGGGACGCCGUGUGGUGGUGGCUGCAGUGCGUCCAGGACUACACCACUCUGGUCCCCGAGGGCCACGAGAUCCUCCGCUGCCCCGUCACACGCAUGUACCCCACGGACGACUGCGAACCCCGCAAACCCGGAGAAGUGGAGCAGCCUCUGUAUGAUGUGAUCCAGGAGGCUCUGCAGCGCCAGCUAGAGGGGAUUUCAUUCAGGGAGAGGAACGCCGGACCCCAGAUCGACCGCAACAUGAGGGAUGAAGGGUUCAGCGUCGCCUCCAAGGUGGAUCCGGCCACCGGCUUCGUGACGGGAGGAAACCGCUUCAACUGCGGCACGUGGAUGGACAAGAUGGGAGAGAGCGAGAGGGCGAGGAACAAGGGCAUGCCGGCCACGCCCCGGGACGGGGCGGCAGUGGAGAUCGUCGGCCUCAGCAAGUCGGCCGUCCGCUGGGUGGUGGAGCUUCACGCUAAAGGGCUGUUCCCUUACGACGGGGCCAAAGUUCACACGCAGGGUGCCGAAGGCUUCGUCUCCUACGCCCAGUGGAACCAGCAGCUCCAGCGCUCCUUCGAAGCGGGAUUCUGGGUGUCCGGCGACCCCGACGACCCCAACGAGAAGCACCCCGAGCUGGUGCACAAGAAGGGCAUCUACAAGGACAGCUACGGGGCCUCCAGCCCCUGGUGCGACUACCAGCUCAGACCCAACUUCACCAUCGCCAUGGUGGUGGCUCCAGAGCUGUUCACAGUGGAGAGAGCCUGGCAGGCUCUGGAGAUGGCUGAGAAGAAACUCCUGGGACCACUGGGGAUGAAAACACUCGACCCAGAUGACAUGGUGUACUGCGGCGUGUACGACAACGCGCUGGACAACGACAACUACAACCUGGCCAAAGGCUUCAACUACCACCAGGGCCCGGAGUGGCUGUGGCCGGUGGGCUACUUCCUGCGAGCUAAGCUCUACUUCGCCAAGAAGCUUGGGGAGGACACGUACGCCAAGACGGUGAUCCUGGUGAAGAACGUGCUGUCGAGACAUUACACCCACCUGGAGAGGUCUCCGUGGAAAGGCCUCCCGGAGCUGACCAAUGAGAACGGGCAGUACUGCCCCUUCAGCUGCGAGACUCAAGCCUGGUCCCUGGCCACCGUGCUGGAGGUCCUGUACGACCUGUAGACCCUCACCUCACGAUUCUUCUUUUUUUUUUAAACUUUAAAGUCAAUUUUAACAUUUAUUUUAUCUGGAGAAACACAUUUUUUACAGCCUGACAGCAUUCAGAAGACACUGGUAGAGCAGACUUUAGAAAAAAUGAGCAGAAUUAGAUAUAAUUUAUACUAAAUUCACAAUAUUGAUCAGAUUUAUUGUUUAUUUUUAGUGCAAUAUGUAUUAUUGUAAUUCCUAUUUGAGCCACUAGAGGGUGAGUCACUACAGAUACUCCACUCACUUUGAUUGGGAAAAGAGUUUGAUUUAAAAAAAAAAAAAAAAAAGAAAUAUUUUUACCCAAAUUGUGCCAUAAGUUAAAAAGUAGCAGCGGGCAAAUUAUUUU
This is a messenger RNA of Salarias fasciatus (jewelled blenny), 5168 nucleotides long. RefSeq names its product amylo-alpha-1, 6-glucosidase, 4-alpha-glucanotransferase a (gene agla). Bases 188 to 4798 code for a protein of 1536 amino acids. The transcript has 35 exons. Gene Ontology annotation, molecular function: amylo-alpha-1,6-glucosidase activity; 4-alpha-glucanotransferase activity. Gene Ontology annotation, biological process: glycogen catabolic process; glycogen biosynthetic process. NCBI's taxonomy places the organism in Eukaryota, Metazoa, Chordata, Actinopteri, Blenniiformes, Blenniidae. The record is from RefSeq and is a predicted model, not a curated record.